Guillardia theta CCMP2712 is the source of this 546-nucleotide messenger RNA. RefSeq lists its product as hypothetical. The coding region runs from base 1 to 546 and encodes 181 amino acids. The record is from RefSeq and is a predicted model, not a curated record. Lineage: Eukaryota; Cryptophyceae; Pyrenomonadales; Geminigeraceae. The transcript has a single exon.
AUGCCAAGCCCAGAACACCGCCCCGAAGUCCGCGCCAUGGCCAUCGAACUCACGCCGUACCAGUCCAUCAUGAUCCACGGCUGGUCCCGCCCCUCCUCGGUCCUGGCCUGGAAGCACGUCGUCGCAAGCGAGGCCCUGACCUGGCAGUUCCUCCGCUCGCUGGGGCUGUCCCCCGAGAAGCUCAAGACCCUGCAGCCCAGCCCGGAGGAGUGGGUCAGGCACGGCAACGUGCAGCUCCCCAUGGUCACCGACAUGCUCUGCUUCCCCGUCCACCCCAUCCUCCACCUCCGCGCCGACAUCAGCGAGCUCUGGCAGCUCAAGCUACCCUCCCACCUCCUCGAGGCCAUGGGGGUGACGUACGCCCAGCUCGUCGACAUUGGGAUGACAAAGCAAAUCAUGGCGAGGUGGUCCUUCUCGCUCCACCGCUGGCGCUCGCUCGGCUUCACCGAGGACGACCUCCAGGGCUGGUCCGAGAGGGACUGCGUGCAGGUGUUCCACCUCUCGCUGCAGCAGACCCAGGCCGAGCUUAGGAAACCAAUCAAGUAA